Molecule: messenger RNA, 1772 nt
Organism: Chrysoperla carnea
Lineage: Eukaryota; Metazoa; Arthropoda; Insecta; Neuroptera; Chrysopidae
Product: protein SCAI
Exons: 8
Coding region: 39-1772 (577 amino acids)
Biological process (GO): DNA-templated transcription
Cellular component (GO): nucleus
Molecular function (GO): transcription corepressor activity
Source: RefSeq, a predicted model, not a curated record
ACAAAAUCCAGAAGAAACAUUUAUAUAUUUUUUAAGAAAUGGUAGCCAUGGCGAGUAUGGACGAGCAUGAACGAAAAAUUGUUAUUGAAUUUUGUCAUUUAUUAGAAAAAUCUAAACAAUUAUUUAAUGGAUUACGAGAUUUACCACAAUAUGGUCACAAACAAUGGCAAGCAUAUUUUGGGCGUACAUUUGAUAUUUAUACAAAAUUAUGGAAAUUUCAACAGCAACAUAGGCAAACUUUAGAUACAAAAUAUGGUUUGAAGCGAUGGCAAAUUGGUGAAAUUGCAUCGAAAAUAGGACAAUUAUACUAUCAUUAUUAUUUAAGAACUAGCGAAACAAAUUAUUUAAAUGAAGCUUAUUCAUUUUAUGCGGCAAUCAGAGGACGAGCUUACUAUUCUAGAGCUUCAAAAGAAGACAGAUCCGAUUUAAUGGUAAAAAAAUUACGUUAUUAUGCACGAUUUAUCGUUGUAUGUUUACUAUUGAAAAAAAUGAAAUUAGUACGUGAACUUGUUAUUGAAUUGGAUAAACAAAUCGCCGAUUAUACAAGCACAUAUGAACCAGACGAUCAAAUUGAAUGGAGUUUAGUAUUAGAGGAAAUUAAAAGUUUUAUUAAAGCUGAUGCUAUGAUUUCAGUGUUACACGCGGAUAGUAAUCCAAUUGUAUUAUCACAUAGGUUAAGUCCAUUAACAACUCCUCCAGUAGAAAAAUCACAAUUUAUGAAUUUAACACUACAAGAAAUCUUAAUAAUAGGCAAUUGCACAGAUCAAGUAAAAUUUUCUGAAUUAACAAUGGACAUGUUUCGUAUGUUACAAACAUUAGAGCGUGAGCCACAAGAUGAUUUUAAUCACAUAUACGAUGCAUCACCAGCACCUGGGCGUAUGCCAUACGCAAUGCCUGGAUCAAAAUGUUAUCCAAUGGAGAAUGGUGAUCGUCCAAAUAAACGGGAUAAUCCACAUAAGUAUUUAUUAUAUAAACCGAGUUUAAGUCAAGUUCUGGUAUUUUUAGCAAGUGGUUUUAAAGAGUUGCCAGCGAACGGUGCACUAUUGUUGUAUAUAUCAGCAGAUGGAUGUUUCUCGACAACUAAACAUCCAGAGGAUAUGGGUUACGACUUGGGCGGUGUCCUUACAUGCAGCAAACGUGAUGGUAUGGUUGUGGAACAGCAUACAAAUAAAAAAGGACUACAAAUCAAAGAAAUGCAUUGUCUAUAUCCGGGUGAUUUAUAUCCAUUCACACGACGACCGCUAUUUGUGAUUGUCGACAGUGAUAAUAGUUUUGUAUUCCAACAUAUACCCAGAUACUUUGGGCAGCCGUUAGUUACAUUAAUGUCACCUCAGGAUACACCACCAGCCUUUCAAGAUCAGCAGCAUAACGGAUCAUUAUUUACGUUAUUCCUUCAUUCACCGUUAACAGCAUUCUGUUUUUGUUGUAAUCUUGUCAAUAUUCCAAUUCAUCAUUGGGAACGGUGCCAAAGUUAUAUCGAUCGUUUUGUUACCGAAGCAUCGCGGUUAUUUACAAGAUCGCGAAUGGAACCAUCAUAUCUACAAUUCUUUGGUGAUGAUUUUCUACGUUUACUACUAUUACGAUAUAUAUUCUGUGAUGUAGUCUUACACUUACAUAGAGGUUUUAAAGGUCGUCAAUAUCGUCCCCGUUGUCAACCACCACUACCUGAAGCUGAACUACUCGAACAUCCUGCCUUACAACAUUUAGUAUUGGAUUUAGCAGCACAUUUAGAAGUACGCGGUCAUUUUCUAGAGAAUCAUGAGCUAGACUGA